CAUUCUCCAUUUCCCAUUUCCCAUUUCCCAUUUCCCAUUUCAAGCCCUUCCCCUUUGUCGGCCCCAGUCCUUUCUUUAGUUAUCUCCCGUGAUCUCGUCAUCUUUAGCCCUUUUCCCAUUUCUCUUCCUCUUCUUCCUCUUCUUCUUCUUCUUCUUUCGUUCCUCUUCCAAACCACCACACUCGCUCUAUCUGUAAUUUGUUGUGCAUUAGCAUCCCACCCACUACAUUCGUUACAAACCAACUUUUUCCCCCCCCUGAAUAUGAAGCUCGCCGCCACGAUUGCCGCGGCGGCCCUGCUGGACCUGGCCGUCGCUACGGCCCCGGCCAUCGUCAUCAAGGGCUCCAAGUUCUUCUACGAGAACAACGGCACCCAGUUUUACAUCCGUGGUGUUGCCUACCAGCCCCCCUACGACGAUGAUGGCACGACGACCUCGGCGGGCACCGUCGACUACGUCGACCCCCUGGCCAACGAGACGAUCUGCAAGCGUGAUAUCCCAUACCUGCAGGAGCUGAACGCCAACGUCGUGCGUGUGUACGACGUCGACCCGGAUGCGGACCACUCGACCUGCAUGAACCUGCUCGCCGACGCGGGCAUCUACGUGCUGGCGGAUCUGUCGUCGGCCGACUACUCGAUCGACAGCACCGACCCCCAGUGGAACCUGGAGCUGUACAACUACUACGCCAGCGUGGUCGACUCGCUGGCCAACUACACCAACACCAUGGGCUUCUUCGCCGGUAACGAGAACUCGGACAGCGCCAACACCACCGGCGCCAGCGCCUACGUCAAGGCCGCCGUGCGUGACAUGAAGGCCUACAUCAAGAGCAAGGACUACCGCAGCAUCGGUGUCGGUUACUCGGCAGCCGAUGUGUCGGAGAUCCGCACCGAUCUGGCCAACUACUUCAACUGCGGUGACUCGGACGAUGCCGUCGACUUCUUCGGGGACAACGUGUACGAGUGGUGCGGUGACUCCAGCUACACCGAGUCCGGCUACGACACCAUCACCGACGAGUUCGCCAACUACUCGGUGCCCUACUUCUUCUCCGAGUACGGCUGCAUCACCGUGCAGCCCCGGUCCUUCAGCAACGUGCCCGUCAUGUACGGUCCCAAGAUGGACUACUGGCUCAGCGGUGGUGUCGUCUAUGAGUACUUCCAGGAUGCCAACGACUACGGUCUGGUCACCAUCUCCGACGGCGCCGUCAGCACCCUGACCGGCUUCUCGUCCUACUCGGAGGAGAUCGCCACGGCCACGCCCACGGGCACCAACAGCGCCAGCUACACCCCGACCAACACCGAGGCCCGGGCCUGCCCCACCGUCGGCGCCUCCUGGGACGCCUCCAGCGUGCUGCCCCCGGCGCCCAACGCCGAGCUGUGCGCCUGCAUGGAGGAGACCCUGGCCUGCGUGGUCAAGACCUCCGUGUCCACCGAGAAGUACGCCGACCUGUACGGCACCGUGUGCGGCUACGGGGUGUGCGGCGGCAUCGAGACCAACGCCACGUCGGGGGAGUACGGCGCGUACAGCAUGUGCGAGACCAAGCAGAUGCUCAACUGGGCCCUGAACGCCUACUACGAGGAGAACAAGGCCGCCGGCGGCACCUCCGCCUGCGACUUUGGCGGCUCGGCCACCAUCACCUCGACCACCUCGCCCACCGGCACCUGCUCGUCCAUGCUCAAGGAGAUCGGCACCGCCGGCACCGGCACCAUCUCCCUGACGGCCGCCGCGGGCACCAGCACCGGUGAUGCCAGCUCCAGCGACAGCACCAGCUCCAGCAGCUCCGAGAGCAGCUCCGCCGGCGUGCCCGGCUACAUGACCUACACCUCCACCCUCGGUCUGGGCCAGCUGGCCGUCUACGUCGCCGUCGGUCUGCUGUCCGGCACCGGUAUGAUCUUCCUGUAAGCGGGGGAUGUACGGGAGUCACCCACCGGAGGGGGUUGGGUGCUUUUGGGGGUAUACAUCUCGAUGGGUUGUGACAGUGUUGUGGUGAUGAUCGGGAGAGAGGGUGCUUUUCUCUCUCUCUCUCUCUCUCUGUCUCUCUCCCUCUCUGUCCCAGGUUUUAAUUUCGGUAGAGCAUACUUUUUUUUUUUUGAACGUUGAUUGAUCAUUUCCCGCUGUGAUGGUUCCAGACGGCUCGCUGUGUAGUAUUUAGGGUAUAGACUGGUUUGUUAGUUCAUGCGAUUCAUUAUGUUGUUCUCUCGUCUCCCGGCCUCUCCCAUU
Messenger RNA from Aspergillus heteromorphus CBS 117.55, 2214 nucleotides. Its product is annotated as glycoside hydrolase family 72 protein. The transcript is spliced from 4 exons. Bases 262 to 1896 code for a protein of 544 amino acids. The record is from RefSeq and is a predicted model, not a curated record. Gene Ontology annotation, biological process: fungal-type cell wall (1->3)-beta-D-glucan biosynthetic process. NCBI's taxonomy places the organism in Eukaryota, Fungi, Ascomycota, Eurotiomycetes, Eurotiales, Aspergillaceae. Gene Ontology annotation, molecular function: 1,3-beta-glucanosyltransferase activity. Gene Ontology annotation, cellular component: fungal-type cell wall; cytoplasm.